CUCGAGCGUCUUCUCCGUGGACCUGCGGAAAGCCCUGCGGCUUCUGGUGGCUCCUGAAGAUGGUUUGCUGCUGCAGCUGCACAUGCGGCUGCUGCCUGCUGCUGCUGCUGCUGCUCUUGCGGGGGUAAUGCGCAAAGCCUUUCGCUGCUACAUCCGCUGCGUCUGGCUCACUAGGCCUAGGAGGUUCGUCGGCAACCAAGGCGAAGAUUUCGUCCGCCGUUUGCUGCUGCAGCUGCAGCAAGACAGCGCUUUGUUUUUUAGGGCUUUUUCAGGUUUUGUUGGGUCUCAUGCAGCAGCAACGGAGCGGCAGCAGCAAGCAGCAGCAGCAGCAGCAGCAAGGACUCUGGGACACCAUUUGCUGCUGCUCCACCUGCUGCAGCAGUUCUUGAUGUCCCCAGCUGCUUCAGCCCAAGACCGCCUGCUGCAGUUGAUUGGGUGUAUAGCUAGCACUCACCUGGCUACAGCUGCACCGGCAGCAGCAGCAGCAGCAGGUGCUGCUGCUGCAGACGACGCAGCAGCAGCGGCUGCAGCAGCAGCCCCGGUGAUUACCACCAAGUGCCGCGUUGCUGCUGGCUUUGCUGCUCUUCGAGCAGAUCUCUCGCUGCAGCAGCGGCAGCAGCUGCUUGCUGCUGUGUGUGGCCAUCUGCAGCAGAGUGCUGCCUGCACACUGAGGGAGCAGCAGCAGCAGCAGCAACAGGAACUAUGCAAGCAGCAGCAGCAGCAAGAGCACGCUGGCCAGCAGCAGCAAUCAGACGAGAGCAGCAGCUUCAGAUGUGUCGUGUGGCGGCAUGGCUUGCUGCCCCCAGGCUGCAGCACUGUUCUUGUGGCGCGACCGACAGCAGCACAGCAGCAGCAGCAGCAGCAGCAGCGGCAGCUGCAGCAGCUGCAGCAGCAGCAGCAGCAGCAAAACCUAGAGCAGCUUCCGCUUAACAAGAUACACCAUUUAGGCCACCCCUUCGCGCCUGAAGACUCCGUGAGCUGCCGAACGACAACAGCAACAGCAGAGGGAGCAGCAACAGCAGCAGCAGCAGCAAGAGCAGCAGCAGCAGCAGCAGCGUGGGAGCAGUCAUGGACAGUUUUGGAGGUUGAUCUGCCGCUGCAGCAGCAGCAGCAGCAGCGAUCCAAGCGGAAGCCUCCAACGUGUCUGCUGCAGCAGGAAGUUGUCGAGAUUCGCGGGGGCUGUCUCUGGCUGCUGUCACGCAGCAACAGCAAGACAGCAGCAGCAGCAGCAGCAGCAGCAGCAGAAACGCGUCUCCCUCUUGCUUCAUUCUGCUGCAUAAGAGCUCCUGCCCGUUCAGUUCCGUCACUCUCUCGCGCCAGCAGCAGGCAAAGCCUGGAAGAGCAGCAGCAGCAGCUGCGGCAGCAGCAGCAGCAGCAGCAGCAGCAGCAGCGGAACAAAUGCUGCUGCUGCGACGUCUCUGAAGAGCAAAUGCUGCUCGGUGAAGUCCCAAGGACUCAGCAGCUAAUCCUCUCUUUCAGCGAUGGAGUCCGGGCGCCGCUGCGGCUGCUGUUUGCUGCAGCAGCAGAUCGAAAGGCCUGCUUGGAAGCAAUAAAGCGGGCCCUUUGCGAACUGAAGCAGAAGCGCAGCAGCAGACGCAGCAGCAGCAGCAGCAGCAGCACACGCAGACGCAGCAGCAGCAGCAGCAGGCAGCCCUGCAGCAGCAGCCGACGCACCAAGAGGCGCCUUGUUGCUAAAGACACCAGAGAUGAGCAAAGGGGAGCAAUUUGCUUCUUUCCAGGGCCUCAGCUGCAGCAGCAGCUGGCUGCUGCUGCUGCUGCUGCAGCUGCUGCUGCUGCUGACGCUGGCAACGCUGAUGAUGAAGCCCCGAGGGCCAGCAGGCCCGCAACAGGUAAGAGUCAAGCAAGCAGCAGCAGCAGCAGCAGCAGCAACAGCAACAGCAGCAGCAGCAGCAGCAGCAAAAAGGCAGCCCGCGCAAAUGUGGCGCCCUUCCUUCAGCCGCUUUUAGCUGCAAACGGGGAAAGAGCCAACCAGCUGUAUCUGCUGCAGCAAGAGAACAUCCCAGCAGCAGCUGCAGCAGCUGCAGCAGCUGCAGCAGCAGCAGAAUCUGUAGUUCUCCCGCACGAAAACGCAGUAGCCUCCUAUCCGCCAGCAGCAGCUGCAGCAACAGCAGCAGCAGCAAGCAGCAGGAGAAAGUCUGUGUGGCGGCGCCUAGUGGGCUUCCUUCGCAGUGACUCAUGUGCUGCACGCAGCACAGCAGCAGCAGCAGCAGCAGCAGCAGCAACAGAAGCAGCAAAUGCUGCUUUGGUCGCGCCUCACUGGCUUCUGCACGGAAGGGACGAAAGCUUUAGCAGCAGCAGCAGCAGCAGCAGCAGCAGCAGCAGCAGCAGCUCCUCGGAGUCCGAAGGGAAUAUACCUACUGCUGCGCCGCGCCAAAGAGCCCGCAGAAGCAGGAGGCCUUCCCGACGCCAAGCAGCAGCAGCAGCUGCUGCUGCUGCUGCAGUUUCUGCUGCUGCGAGGGCUGCUGCUGCAGAGAUAAUGCUAUUUCCUGCUUGA
Eimeria necatrix is the source of this 2515-nucleotide messenger RNA. RefSeq lists its product as hypothetical. The annotation marks the transcript as partial. The transcript has 3 exons. The record is from RefSeq and is a predicted model, not a curated record. Lineage: Eukaryota; Apicomplexa; Conoidasida; Eucoccidiorida; Eimeriidae.